Molecule: messenger RNA, 796 nt
Organism: Callithrix jacchus (white-tufted-ear marmoset)
Lineage: Eukaryota; Metazoa; Chordata; Mammalia; Primates; Cebidae
Source: RefSeq, a predicted model, not a curated record
UUUAGGUGAUGUGUAAUUGAGAAAUCAGAAUCAUUUGAAGUACUCUAAAGAUACAGAGAAUAUAAUUUUCAAGCCUUGAGUUAUUAAGAACUUUUCAGACUGGCAUGCAUGAUGAAGACCUGACACACAGUUAUAAAGGAAUAACUGGGUUGUACACAAAGGUACUUAGAGUUGUUCUAAAUACAGUGUUAUACAAUCUGCCUACCAAUAAAGCCAGGAAAAAGGGAAGGAUGAAUGAAAAGGGUAGAAAAUUCAAGAAAACGAAAUCCUCAUCUUCCAUAAUAGAAAUGUCGGCUGAAAUUUGGAGGCAAAUAACUGGAGUAGGUUUGUUCCUAUACCUUGGCAAGUCACCGGCUUGCUGGGAACAGGACUUCUAAAAGGAACUAUGUCUAGAAGGCUGUGGUCCAAGGCUAUUUUUGCUGGCUGUAAGCAGGGUCUUCAGAACCUAAGGGAGCACACAGCUCUUCUUAAAAUUGAAGGUGUUUAUGCCCAAGAUGAAACGGAAUUCUAUUUGGGCAAGAGAUGUGCAUAUGUAUACAAAGCAAAGAACAACACAGUGACUCCUGGCAGCAAACCAAACAAAACCAGAGUAAUCUGGGGAAAGGCCUAUGGAAACAGUGGCACGGUUCAUGCUAAAUUCCAAAGCAACCUUCCUGCUAAGGCUAUUGGACACAAAAUCUGAGUGAGGCUUACCCCUCAAGGAUUUAAACGAAUGAAAACUCAAUAAAUAAAUGUGGAUUCGUGCACUUAUAAAAAAAAAGAAAGAAAGAAAUGUCUAAAACUGAAAAGAUUAAGA